AUGGAAGUAGAAGUUCCGGGCGGUUCAGAAGCGGCCGCCGCGGACACUGGAAGCGAGGCAAGUUUCCACGUGUCGCAGGUGGACAUUCCCGAAGAGGAACUCGACGAGACACAGGUCGAAAGCGCCGAGGCGAUGUUCGAGCAUCUCGCCCGACUUCCCUUCCAGGUCUUCAUUCUCAGCGAGUUUGGAAGACCCAUUUUUGUGAAGUAAGAACUGAAAAUGGAAAUUCUUCUACAAAUUACCCCUUUUCAGCAGCGGAAACGAGGUGGAAAUGUGUUCGCUGUUCGCUCUGAUUUGCGCGUUCGUCGAUCGAUGCCGCACGUGGGGCGACAGUCUCCUGACGAUGACGUCACAGGACAAGUACAUUCAGUUCCUGCACAAAUCGCCACUCAUUUUCUGUGUUGGUUCGUCAGUUUUCGCAAAACAAAUUCCAUUGGUUUUAACUUUUCAGUGUCCAAGUAUCCGGAGCAACUGGACGAGCAGUUGGAGGUGCUCUUUGAGCAAAUCUGCUCGAUUCUGUCGAAGAGUCAGUUGGAGAAUGUCUACGUCAAAAAGGGCGACAAUUACGAUCUGCGGAAGCUGUUGCGAGGCACCGACAGACUCAUCGAUUCGUCGAUUUCCUCGUGGAGAGGGUCUUCGAUCAAUCUCGUGGAUUCUUCCAUCUCGGCCAUUCCGAUGAACCCCUCCGAUCGCGAAUUCCUUUCCACAACAAUGGCGACGUGUCUGGGAGCCGCCAAAUUGGACGGCGCACUUUUCGGAAUCAUGAUUGCGCAUCGACAGAUCGCCGCGAUCGUCCGCUUCAAGAAGUACGUGAUCCACCCACGGGACAUGAACAUUCUCAUCAACCUCGUCUCGGACAAGUCGUUCCAAACGGAUUCGCAGAACUGGGUGCCGAUCUGUCUGCCACGGUUCAACGACACCGGCUUCUUCUACGCCUACAUCUCGUAUCCGUGGCGGGAGCAGGACGUGCCCGCGUGUCUAGUCCUUCUUUCCGUCAAAAGGGACCAUUUCGACGGGCUCAAGGAGGUUCGGCAGGGGAUUGUGUCAAAGUUGGAGAAUAACUCCAAGUUCUUUGCCAACUUUUCGCAAGCGACCAGGACUCCCAACCUGUACCAGAUCUCUCAAAUCGGCUCCAACUCGGAGAGUCUCUGGUCGUUUCUCUACCUAAAUCACUCGUCAAGACAAGUUUGUCUUUCUGCUUCCAAGUCAGUUAUUAAUCCAUUUUCCCUUCGAACUCUUUCUCCUUCAGAAUUCCGCUGAUAAGCCGCGACGAACGAUGGGUGACCCGAUCCGAGUUGCGUCGUUCCGCUGCCCUUUCCGCGCGGCAUCCGCAUCUCCGCACCCUUUUCGUGCGCGGAACCAAGCAUUGUCUGUUCGUUUGGGUCACCGAUCUCUUCUCGCUCUACUGCAUUUUCGGCCCGUUCGUCACCGCCACCACCGCCUUCCAGAUCGUCGAGAAGCUGCUGAAAUCGCUGAAGUCCCACGAACAACGCUAUUUUAUCAUCAAUACAACCUCUUUCUAG
Caenorhabditis sp. 36 PRJEB53466 is the source of this 1523-nucleotide messenger RNA. Lineage: Eukaryota; Metazoa; Nematoda; Chromadorea; Rhabditida; Rhabditidae. The record is from the annotation of a GenBank genome assembly.